GGGAUAUAAUCGCUUGUGUGCAGAAAGGUUUUAGCUUAAAUCUCAGCCUCCCAUUGACUCGCCAGCAAAAAAAAAAAAAAUUGAAAUUUCUAAAAGACGGAAGUGCGCGCUCCGCUUUUCAGAUCCGACCGAACGCCGCUGCGCAUGCACGCUGUUUAUUAACGUGUAUUUGCCUCGGUCACACAUGCCUACGCGUUAUCCCCAACGGUAGUUCGUUCGCGUCGGACUCGGUCCCGCUGCGUCAUGUCGGCGGCGGCGGCAGGAGACCCGCCGGAGGACCGGAGCAGCGGUCCGACAGGUGACGGGGAACCGGAGGAGGCCGAGGUGUUCACCUGCUCGACCCACUGCUCGGAGCUCUCCCGCAGGCAGAACGAGCAGAGGAAGUCGGGGCUCUUCUGCGACGUCACACUGGUCUUCAGUUCCGGUGGUGGUGGUGGAGGAGGAGGAGGUGGGGGGACGGUCCAAACCGUGUCCGCCCACCGCUCCGUGUUAUCCGCGGCGUCCGAGUACUUCAGGCUGCUGCUGGGCGGACAGUUUACGGAGUCCGUGUCCGGGCGAGUGGAGCUGAGAGAAUGGAGCUCCGCGACGGGACCCGAAGCGGACACCGUGGAGGGUGUUAUUCAGUUCAUGUACACGGGACGAAUACGGGUGACCACCGCCAGUGUGCACGAAGUGUUGGAACUUGCGGACAGGUUCCUGUUGUCGCAGCUGAAGAACUUCUGCGGAGAGUUUCUGAUGGAGAAGUUGAGCUUAUCCAACUGCGUAGCAGUGCACAGCCUCGCCCACAUGUACACCUUGGACCUGCUGGCCCAGGGAGCCGCCAAGACCAUCCGGACGAACUUCACCAUAAUCAUCCGCAACGAGGAAUUCCUCACGCUCCCGUUUCACCUGGUGCGGGACUGGCUGUCUGACCCGGCAAUCGCCGUGGACUCCGAGCAGGAGUUGUUCGAGGCCGUGGUUAAAUGGGCGCACCAGAACGCAGAGGAGAGAGCGCCGCGUUUUGAGGAGCUCUUCGGCCUUUUGAGGCUCACUCAGAUCUCUCCCUCCUUCCUGACGCGGGUGGUGAGAAAGGAGCCCUUGGUGGCGAACAGUGCAGCGUGUCGACAGCUGGUGCGCGACGCCCUCGAGGUCCACGCCGUCCACUUUGAGCACCUGGACCAACCCGCUGAUUUGGAGCGCCGCGCUUCCCACGACGCCGCCACGCAGCCCCGCCUCGGCCAGAACAUGGACGUGAUCAUGGUGGUGGGUGGCGUGUCAGAAGGCGGCGACUAUUUGAGCGAGUGCGUGGGCUACUUUGUCGCCGAGGACCGUUGGGUGAACCUGCCGCACCUUCACAACCACCUCGACGGACACGCCAUCGCCGUCACCGACAGCCACGUCUACGUGGCCGGCUCCAUGGAGCCGAGCUUCGCCAAGACGGUGGAGCGUUUCGACCCCGGCCUCAACGCCUGGGAGGAGGUCAACAGCUUGGACACUCGCAAGCACUCCUUCGGCCUCACUUGUGUCAAAGACUUGCUGUACUGCAUCGGGGGCCACGGCAACUUCAGCGCGGGCUUUAAGGAUGUCACCGUCUUCAAGCCCGAGCUGGACGAGUGGCACAAUUUGGAGCCAGCACCGAAGAUACUGCGCGACGUGAAGACCGUGAGCGUGGAGGACCGCUACAUAUACGUGAUGGCCAGGACUCCCGUGGACAGGGACAGCGAGCACGGACUGAGCACCCUGACCACCCGCUACGACACGGAGAGCCGCACGUGGCAGGAGGCGGACUCCCUGCCGCUGAUCGACAAUUACUGCGUCUUUCAAAUGGCCGUGGCGUCCACCAGCUUCUACCACACGGCGUCUUGCUGCGCGAAGAGCUACAAGGUAACGGCUGAGGCCGCCAAGCAGAAAACGAGCAGGAACGUCGGCGACGACAUCCUGGGGAGCCUCCCCCCGGAGGUCCUCGGCAUGGAAGGGGCCGCCGUUUGCUACCUGGGCGACGACAUAUUCGUCAUCGGCGGAUGGAGGAACUGCAACAACAUGGACAAGCAGUACCGCAAGGAGGCCUACAGGUACUGCGCCGAGAGGAAGCGCUGGACGCUGCUGCCCCCCUUGCCUCAGCCACGGUGCCGGGCCGCCGCCUGUCACGUUCGCAUCCCGUACCGCUGCCUUCGCGGUUGCCAACGCUUCCCGAUGCCGCAGAACCUGGCUCGCCAGCGAGACCGCAUGCAGCAGAUGCAGCAGCUCCAUCGCCGCACGCUCAGUCUGCGCAGACAGCUGCAGUCUCAAAUCGAAUGUUGAGGGAUUCCUUUAGUUGGUACUUAAUUUGCUGGUAAAAUUGUUGUUGCUUCCAUAAAACAUUUAGGUCCUUUUUUUUUUUUUUUUUUUGCGUAUGUUUAGAUGAAAUACCUGCACGGCCUCACCUAGGGCGGGAUUUAAAAUCAAGUAGAUCAUGUUGGUUUAUUGUGAUAUUUUCCAGAAGAAAAUCAUUCAAUAAGGGGAGAUUGAAGAUGGUGAAUAACAUCCAGCUGAACUUUGACUUUUUACUCCUCGCUACUUGCACCUUUUUUGUUUUCUACCUCCAGUUUCCAUCAUGCUUGUUUGCACUGUGUCUUAAUGUCGAUCGUCUGAAUAUUUUGUGCGCCCGACUUUAAACAGACGACCAUAUCAAAAGUUUUGUAGCGUUGAGCAAAGCACAUAUUGAGGAACAGUGUUCAAUGACUAUUGAAUUCCCACUUCUUUGUCAUUCCAAUGGAUGUUUUGUAAAUAUGUAUGAUUUAAUUAUCUGGUUUAAAAGAUGUAUUUCUUUUAUCUGUUUUUCUCUUAAAAAAUAGACCAGCAUGGUCAUGAUGAGAUGUCCCUUCAGGCAUCGUGAGCGCCAUAUUAUUUUUUGAUUUAAAUAAUUAUGUUUGAGGAUUAUUGGCUCCGGUGCUUAGACGAUGGCUGUGGUUAUUUUGGUUGUUGGUUUAAGUGGACUUUUUUGUUUGUUUUUCUCCCAAUGUGCCUCUGAUAUGGUUAACUUUGUCUCAAUGCACCACAAAAUGCAUUAAACAUUUUGCUUCAGA
Messenger RNA from Gasterosteus aculeatus aculeatus (three-spined stickleback), 3044 nucleotides. It is a transcript of the gene klhl11, whose product is annotated as kelch-like family member 11. The record is from RefSeq and is a predicted model, not a curated record. Lineage: Eukaryota; Metazoa; Chordata; Actinopteri; Perciformes; Gasterosteidae. Gene Ontology annotation, molecular function: protein binding.